AUGGCAGCCACUACGACGGUCGAGGUCCCCCACCUGGGCGGCAUCAAGGCGGGCUACCGGCUCUCCAAUGGCGCAGUCGACCCUACGAAGCCGACUGUAGUGCUCAUCAACUCCAUGUGCACCACAUCAGCGCUCUACAACGACCAGUUCGACAGCAAAACGCUGACCGAUGCCGCCAACCUGCUCGCUAUCGAGCCCCUGGGCCACGGUGCCACCAGCUGUGCGGUCGACCACUUUACCUACUGGGACUCGGCCAUCAUGGCACUGCAGGUCAUGGAUAAGCUGGGCGUGUCAAAGGCCUUUGCGCUGGGGACCAGCCAGGGAGGCUGGGUCGUCGUGCGCAUGGCUCUGCUGGCUCCGGACCGGAUCCUCGGCCUCUUCACCCUCGGCACCUCGAUGGACAGCGAGUCCGAAGAGUCACGUGCCAAGGGCGCAUGGAAUCCUCAUGCGCAGCUCGGCAGCUUUUACGAAAAGUGGUGCUCGCUCGAGCCCACACCCGAUUUUGUCAUCGACGACGUCUGGUGCGGCGCCGUCGGCUCACUCGGCUUCGGCACCGCGGUCUCGCCAGAGACUAUUCAGUUCUGGGUCCGCACUGUCAAGUCUGUCUACGUCGGCGACGAGGGCCGCCGCAAGGUCAAGGGCGCCCUGCUCAACCUGAUGGAGCGCGACAGUCUGCUGUUGCGGCUGAGGGACAUCCGCUGCCCCGUAUACUGGCUGCAAGGAACCGACGAUGUCGUCUACGGCGUGCAGAUCCCCAAGGACCAGAUCGAGUUGUUCACCGGCGCAAAGGAAAAGAAGGUCCGGUACCUGGAGCAGGGAGGACACUACCUGAAUGCUACGAACCCCAAAGAGGUGGAGGAGGAGAUCCUGGAGAUGAUUAACAAGUACAAUUAG
Messenger RNA from Grosmannia clavigera kw1407, 894 nucleotides. Its product is annotated as alpha beta hydrolase fold family. Bases 1 to 894 code for a protein of 297 amino acids. NCBI's taxonomy places the organism in Eukaryota, Fungi, Ascomycota, Sordariomycetes, Ophiostomatales, Ophiostomataceae. Gene Ontology annotation, molecular function: catalytic activity. The record is from RefSeq and is a predicted model, not a curated record. The transcript is spliced from 3 exons.